UGUUUGCUCAGGUUUUGUAUUGAGGUAGCAGCGACUGUGUACUGGGUCACAUGAACACACAUGUGCGGAGUUAAAGGCUGAAACUGACGCGACUAAUGCUUUUCUCUAAGUCUGUGUAUCUGAUCGUUUUGCUUUAAUCGAGAUAAUUAUCAGUUUUAAGGAGAUUGUCUUGUCUGAGGUGUGACUGGGGCCUUUCUGCCAUCAUGUCGACAGAAAAACAAAGUCUUCCCGAGGAGAAUCUGCAAGGCUCUUGGGUGGAGCUGCACUUCAAUAACGGAGGUGGAGGAGCUCCUAAAGCAGCAGUGGAGGAUCAGGCUCAGAGUUCAGCCCCCUCUGGAGACAUGGAGAAGAUGCUGCUGGACGCUCAGCACGAGUCUGGCAGGAGCAGCUCCAGAGGGAGUUUACCCUGUGAUAGUCCUCCAAGGUCCCAGACUCCUUUGCACUUGAGCAGAGGCUCAGAGGUCCACAGCUCAGGAGAGAAAAACAGCUCACAGUCUGAGGAAGACUUUCUGGAGAGGAGGAAAGAGGUCGACAACCUGAUGAAGAAAAACGCUGACUGGAUAUGGGACUGGUCGAGUCGACCAGAAAACAUCCCACCCAAGGAGUUCUUGCUGAAGCAGCCCAAACGCUCCAGCACCUUGAGUAUCAGGAACACUAGCGUGAUGAAGAAGGGAGGAAUCUUCUCUGCCGAGUUCCUCAAAGUCUUCCUCCCGUCUCUCAUCGUCUCUCACAUCCUCGCUGUGGGGCUCGGUGUGUACAUCGGAAGGCGUAUCACUACCUCCUCCAGUACAUUCUGAGGGAGAACCCGUGUGUCCGAUCUCGCAGCUGCACCCUCACCACCUCACCAUCUCUACUGCUUUGUCUUGAAUUGAUGUUUCAGUAGAUCCAAAUAGGUCAGGAACGCUUGAGCCGUUUCCAUUCGCGGGCCGUGUGCCGUGCUACACCGCCUUCAUUCCCCCUCGUGUAUUCCUCUAGCUCGCACUCAGCUUUUACAAUCCUGCCUGCACCGGGAGGCCAUUUUAGAUUUGCAGCCAGUGGCUGAGUAGUGUUAUCUGUGCUCCACCUUCAUCUUAUAAUUUCCUGUGCAGAUAUAUAGAGAAUCUGUUUAAAAGAAAUAUCAGUCAUGUGAAAUGUAGAUGUAAGGAAGGGAAAGAAAUAGACCAAUAUGCUGGAAUUGGAAAAUACUACGUUAGAUAUAAUUCUGGCUUAGCACUUGUAAAUAGAAAUACUUUGUGAUGGGGAGGGCAAAAUGGCAAAAAUAAUCAUAUAUGUAUAUGUUUCACUGAGGUUUUGCGAACAGUGCCAACAAAAUGGUACAGCACAGCUUUUAUCAUUUGACAAAUUAUAAUUAUCAUCGUAAAGGAGGGGAAAUUGAAACAAAGGGCAAAAAUAAUAUUUCAGCAAUCAACUACUCAUUUCUGAGAGGAAGGGAUUAAGUCUGUUUGCUGAGUCCAAAUCGGAGUGAAAUUUAUACAUUUGGUUCGUUUUUUUUGUUUGAUUUGGUUCCACAUACUGCACGUAAGUAAACAAACUAAAAAGCAAAAAACGUCUGACGGUUAUGUGCGGCUGUACUUGCAAAACUCUGAAAUACAGCAAAAGAAAAAGAUAAACAAACCAAGUGAACGUAGAAAUCACAAAAAUUACUUGAGCACAGAGAAGGUGCGAAAUAAAUGUAUAAAUUAGAUAAUUAUACAAUAGCAAAUCAGUGUUUCUUUUCCUUUUGUUUGUCGGUCCAAAUAUCCAGAACAUCAUAUUUCUGCAGGGUUACAGCGCUGGCCUUCAGCUCAGUUUAGCAUUAAAAAAAAAAAAGCUGCCCACAACCCAAAAUACACUACGUUCGAUUCACUUCCUGCAAUGGAACUGCACUAGAGUUUGCAUGGAACCACAGAGGAACCACGCAACUCAGACACUCUCAGAUGACUUGUUUUGAUCCACACCCUGUGUAUGAUCAUUGUGUAAAGAUGCACCAGGGUUCAAUUCAAACAGACUAAACACCGCAUACGUUAAAGCCCCCAAACACUCAAGCUGAUACUCCCUGAAAAGUAUAUAGUGAUAAUAUUUAUUGCAAGAUCAUAUCGUCAUAUGAUUAUUUAUGGUAAUCCGCACUGUGUGUAUUAAAAGAUGCCACAUCUAGGAUUCUAGUCAUCCACAUGGGAAAAGGAGAAGAGCUGGUCCUACAUCAGCACUCUCACUGAGGAGAUGCGUGAAUCAAACAGGCUCACUUUCAAAUAAGUCUGAAAUUGCAUGAAGACUCAUUAUAACAGAGUACGCAGAGCUGUAGUUCUGUAUCUAAAUGUAUAAUAAAGGACUAAUAGCUUAUGAGUCAGAUUUCAGUCUGUACCAAAUUCUCGACACGUGAUUGUUAUAAGACUGUUUUUUUUGUUCAUGGCUGUGAUAUUUAACUCAGGUAAGCAUCUUGCAAGAGAAAAAGAUGCCUCAUUUGCUGGCCAGACCCAAAUGUAUUCCGGGUAAAAUUACACAGGUAGCAAACACAGAACACUUCUGUUUAUCCACAAUAAACAGUGUGACUGUGUUUAUACUGCGUUAUAUACACCGAUUGAUCAGAUUAUCAGAUCAGGUAGCCAUGCUGAUAACAGGAUCAAGUGUGAACAAUGGUGGCAGUGUGAUGGUGUGGGGAUUGAUGAAGAACAUGGGAACAGCAUGGCAUACUGGCCAGGCUCACUGCUUUCCUGCUGUUUAUCCACACCUGAAUGGAAACUUCCUGAAUGAAAAUGCACCACGAGACAAGUAUCAUUCCAGGGUUCCAGGAACACAGGAGUGUUUUAGUUGCAUGCGAGAGAUGCACCCAGCAUUCAUCAUGUUUCUGAAGGCCAGAAGAGCCACAACACAUUAUUAGGUAUACCCACUAAUCUGGUAGCUCAUUGUAAAACAGUUUAUUACAUGCAAGCACACAAUUAUGCAUCAUCCAUGUCCUGUGCAAAAGAAAAACAGGCUUGUUUCCUUUUUCAAUUGCUUCCUCUAUUUACUCCAACUGAAAUGUACAAAAAUCCAGAUCUGAACCAUAAGAUUCAAAGUUGUAAGAUCACCUUAGCUGCUAUGAUGACUUUUCAUUGGAAUAAGGCAAGGAGAAAAAGGGAAAUCUUUCUGUAACUUAGUGAAUGUUGUGCAAUGUGUAGAAAUGUUAAAUCUAUGUGCAAGUUCCAUGGUUUUGUAUUUUAAGUGAAAACCAAUAAAUCAAUGUUAGUCUAA
Molecule: messenger RNA, 3210 nt
Organism: Pangasianodon hypophthalmus (striped catfish)
Lineage: Eukaryota; Metazoa; Chordata; Actinopteri; Siluriformes; Pangasiidae
Gene: bnip3
Product: BCL2 interacting protein 3
Exons: 6
Coding region: 204-797 (197 amino acids)
Biological process (GO): mitochondrial outer membrane permeabilization; positive regulation of apoptotic process
Cellular component (GO): mitochondrial envelope; mitochondrial outer membrane; nucleus
Source: RefSeq, a predicted model, not a curated record